Maylandia zebra (zebra mbuna) is the source of this 1474-nucleotide messenger RNA. Its product is annotated as ras-related protein rab7. Gene Ontology annotation, cellular component: late endosome; phagocytic vesicle; lysosome. NCBI's taxonomy places the organism in Eukaryota, Metazoa, Chordata, Actinopteri, Cichliformes, Cichlidae. The record is from RefSeq and is a predicted model, not a curated record. Gene Ontology annotation, biological process: endosome to lysosome transport; phagosome-lysosome fusion. Gene Ontology annotation, molecular function: GTPase activity; GTP binding.
UGUCAUGAUGCGGUGCCUUCAAAGCACAGCCACUUAAUUGGAAUUUUGGACAUUUAGUUGCAACUUGCCAGCAGUGUGGGACCCGUGAAGGCAUCGGCAGCGUGAGCUCUCGUGGGUUCAUACCGGCUGGGCCAAACAAUCAGACAUGGAUAUGAGUGACAAAAAGGGUCCUAUUACACUGAAAAUAAUCCUCAUAGGAAACUCUGGGGUGGGAAAAUCCUCCGUCAUGAACAGAUACGUGAAUCACCGCUUCACCAACAUGUACCGGGCCACUGUGGGGACCGACUUCCUCUCUAAAACAAUCAGCAUAGAUGGGGACACAGUCACGCUGCAGAUCUGGGACACAGCAGGCACAGAGAGGUUCCAGUCUCUGGGUACACCUCUGUACAGGGGAGCUCACUGCUGCAUGCUGGUGUUUGAUGUCACAUCCAAGGCCAGCUUCUCUGCUCUGGAUGGGUGGAGGAAGGAGUUUUUGAUCCAAGGGGAACCCAAGGAUCCUUCUGAUUUCCCUUUUAUUGUACUGGGCAACAAAACGGAUCUGAGCGACCGAGAGGUGUCUGGCAAGCUGUCCCGGCAGUGGUGCGAGGAAAUUAGAGCUGAAUACUUUGAAGGAAGUGCCAAAGAAGAUCUGGAUGUAGAGAAGCCGUUUUUGAGAGCGGCUCAGCGUGGCUUACAGCAGUACAAAAAACACACAUUGGAAAAUACAGGACAUUUCCAGAUAACCUGCAAACAGCCGAGAGAAACUCGCAACACCUGUGAGUGCUGAGAGGCACACUCGUCUCAGUGUGGAAGGGGAAAGUUCAGAGACCUCGGCACUGCUGAUGAGGACCUAUCUAACGAGGGUGCAAAAAUAGUGACCCAGCAAAGGUACUGUGGAAGGAAAGGACACAAUUGUAUACCACAUGGAGAGAGGAACAAACUCAUUAAAUGUUUUUUCUUCUUUUUUUCUUUUUUUUCUGAGAACCUUCAGCUUAUGGUCUAACUUAAGGCAUCACUACUAAAAUACACUGCUUUUUUGCAUGCAUGUCUAGUUUUGUUCAACAGACACACCGACACGCACAAAAUUAUGAAUGCAUAUGAAGAGAAAGUUUUCAUUUCUAGAAAGUAAUCGGGAGAAAUCACAAACAGAACCCGAGGCACGGGCCAGAGAAAAAGCGGCAAACCCGGGCUCUCAUCUUCGUGGCCGUCGUUACCAUCACAACUGAAUCCACUCUUACAAAGUAGAUAUACACUCAUGUCCAGUCAGAAACCUCCUCCCUGUACAAGUUUUGUAUUGUAACGAACCUAGCAGUGAUUCGGACUCCUACAGUGAAUCAGCUUGACAGAAGCAAAUUAGGGAGACUAUAUAUAUUUAUAUAUAUAUAUAUAUAUACGUUUCUUUUAUAAGCAAAGACACAAAAGGCAAUCAAGAGAUGACCAACAUGUAAAAACAGUUUGUUACAGGUAAUUAUAUAAAAGGCCAAGAUGUUUCCUU